CCGUUAGUAAUCGUCGGGACCUUCCUCCUGUUGCACAAGAUACAAAUGUCAGGAGCGUGGAAGGGCAUUGCAAGUAGAAAUCAUGCAUAGAUUAUUAUUACGGACUUUACAUGUAGCUCGAAAGUCUUCACAUGUCGUCCAUGAGUCGAGUGUGUUGAUAUCUAAAUGUGACAAGACUGCAGCUCCAGGGUUCAGGGUUGCAAAUGGAGGCGGAGUCAGAGGUCUCAUCACAACUGCAGGUAGACACUGUGAAAAGAAAACUGAUGUUGCCUCAUCCCUUCAGGAAGAGAAAACAAAUGCAGCUAAAGAAGUUGUCCCGACAGAAACUUCAACUCUGCUUUCACAGAAAGCUGAAGAUCACAGCACGGUCAUCACAGCUUCAGAUAAAAUUGAACAGCCAGUGGUGUUAAAGACCGAUGAAGGAAUUGCUAAAGAAGUUGAACCAACAGAAACUUCAACUGUGCUUUCACAGAAAGUUGAAGAUGACAAGGCAGUCAUCAUGGCUUCAGAAAAUAUUGAUCCAGCAGAAGUGUUAAAGAUCCAUCAAGGAAGCGCUGAAGAAGUUGUCCCAACAGAAACUUCAACUCUGCUUUCACAGAAAGUUGAAGAUGACAAGGCAGUCAUCACGGCUUCAGAUAAAAUUGAACAGCCAGUGGUGUUAAAGACCGAUGAAGGAAUUGCUAAAGAAGUUGAACCAACAGAAACUUCAACUCUGCUUUCACAGAAAGUUGAAGAUGACAAGGCAGUCAUCACGGCUUCAGAAAAUAUUGAUCCAGCAGUGGUGUUAAAGAUCGAUCAAGGAAGCGCUGAAGAAGUUGUCCCAACAGAAACUUCAACUCUGCUUUCACAGAAAGUUGAAAAUGACAGCACGGUCAUUACAGCUUUGGAAAAUAUUGAACAGCCAGUGGUGUUAAAGACCAACAAUGGAAGUGUGAAAGAAGUUGACCCAACAGAAACUUCUACUCUGCUUUCACAGAAAGUUGAAGAUGACAGCACAAUCAUCACAGCUUCAGAAAAUAUCGAGCAGCCAGUGGUGUUAAAAACGGAUGAUGGAAGUGCUAAAAAAGUUGAACCAACAGAAACUUCAACUCUGCUUUCACAUAAAGCUGAAGAUGACAAGGCAGUCAUCACGGCUUCAGAAUAUAUUGAGCAGCCAGUGGUGUUAAAGAUCGAUCAAGGAAGCGCUGAAGAAGUUGUCCCAGAAGACACUUCAACUCUGCUUUCACAGAAAGUUGAAGAUGACAAAAUGAUAAUCUCAGCUUCAGAAUAUAUUGAGCAGCCAGUGGUGUUAAAGACCGAGGAAGGAAUUGCAGCUAAAGAAGUUGACCCAACAGAAACUUCAACUCUGCUUUCACAGAAAGCUGAAGAUCACAGCACAAUCAUUGCAGCUUCAGAGAAUAUUGAGCAGCCAGUGGUGUUAAAGACCGAUGAUGGAAGUGCUAAAGAAGUUGAACCAACAGAAACUUCAACUCUGCUUUCACAGAAAGCUGAAGAUGACACAACGGUCAUCACAGCUUCAGAAAAUACUGAGCAGCCAGUGGUGUUAAAGAUCGAUGAAGAAAUUGCAAAAGUGUUUGUCCCAAUAGAAACUUCAACUCUGCUUUCACAGAAAGAUGAGGAUGACGUCGCAGUCAUCACAUCUUCAGAAAAUAUUGAGCAGCCAGUGGUGUUAAAGACCGAUGAUGGAAGUGCUGUGCAGCAGCAGCAGCAGAUGGAUGUUAAAGUUGAAGAAGCUAUUGAACCAACAAAACAAGUCAAGACAACUGAAGCAAAAAGUGGAAAAGAGAGUCUCUUAGACCUUCUUGGAGCCAUGAAGGUGGAAGUCACUAAUAAGAGGAGGCUCAAAAACUUGAAAACAGUGAGACCAAGCCCUGAGUCUGUCCCUAAGUCAAAGCCAGCAGCUAUGGAGAGCACCAUCAGUAUGUUUCAGAAGGCAACAGUGGAGGCUGCAGCACAGAGUGAGACACUGGAUCCUGAACUGGUUGCAGCUGCCUCUGCUGCUGCUUCCACUCUGCCUAACAAAAGCCAGGCCCAGUCUGAGCUGCUCAGACAGCUGAGGGAAAACGAGGUCAUCACUGAGGCUCAGAGGAAAGGGGACACGAAAAACCUUGGGGUGAUUAUUGCUGACAUGAAAGUGGGAAAGAGUUACAAUAGACAGAGCGGUCGGCCGACUAAUCAGAUCCGCUUUGAUGAAGAUGGAAAAGGAUUCACAGAAGAAAGAGGGAUAACAGCCGAACUGGAAGGUGUCCGGAGGAGGAGGAGCUUAUUCUCAGGAAAAAGACUGAACAUCUUCUCUCCCUCUACUGAGGAAGAUACUGUUGGGACCACAGCACGGCCAACUCUCUGGGACAUGGACUUUGCUCAUCAGUUGUCUCUGUCAACCAACCAAUUGCCCCGGAACGGCCUUGAGGAAAUGAUCCAGUUGACCAAAGAAGGGAAAAUGUGGCAGUACCCAAUCAACAAUGAGGCUGGACUUGAGGAGGAGGCCCAGGUCUUGUUCCAUGAGCACGUCUUCUUAGAUCAACACUUGGAGGAGGGUUUUCCUCGUCAGGGACCGGUGCGUCACUUCAUGGAGCUGGUGGUAACUGGUCUGUCCAGAAACCCUUACCUGACAGUCCAGCAGAAGAAGGAGCACAUUUCCUGGUUCAAAGACUACUUCAACCAAAAAGAGGAAGUCCUCAAAGAAGCUGAUGUUUUCCUAGGCUAAGCUCAAGACAGUCAAAUAUGUUUCAGUAUUUGCUGAAUGUGGACAGAUUAACACAAGACCCUGAAGUCAGAGAGGCCUUACCACAGUGAUCGUCUUUAGCCAUACAAGUUUAAAAGGUUGCCCUGGAGGCCAGUUUGAGUGGACUAGAACUAAGUCUGUGUACCAGUGCAAGAGUUUGUAGAGCAUCUUAUGUUUCUAAAAAAUAAGACUAUAAAACAUUGUUAAAUAUCUUCAUCAGAGGCUUGUUAAAUAAAUGGAGGAAAACAUCUAUAAAAUAUAUCUUGUACGAGAUAAAAAAAUAAUAUAAAGCAGCAAAAGUACAGUCAUAGUUUUUGCUUGUUUCAGUUUUUGAUGGAUACCCAGAACUACAACUGAUGGUUUGUUAACAAAAGCCACCCCUAACAGCCAGCAAGUGACUGGCUGUUAGGGAUGAGUUUCACCAGAUAACUUGCAAUAUGAUGCAAUGAGAUAUGAUUCCUGAUAAAUGGCACAAGAUAACCAACAAUACAGUGAUUUUGCAAACAUUGGUACAUUAGCAGACUAUCAUGUAAUGGUAUAUCAUGAUAUGUGAAAGACUGAAGAAUACAAAAUGAUCCUUAAAAUGGUGGAUGAACAGCAUUAUGAGGAGUCAUGACGUUGUAGUGCAGUGUGAGGCAAAUUGGAAGAUAAAUCUAUUUGGGGUCGCUUAUUAUUUUUAAAUUUGAGGACUGAUAUUUGCUGCUAGAAUCUUUUUUUUUUUUUAAAUAUUGUAUCACACAUGUCAUGAUAAAGAUAAAUUGCCAUAUCAAUAUAUAUUGUCUUGCUAAUAUUAAUUAUUUGUUUCUGGUGUGGUGACACAUUACACAUUUCAAUUCUAA
Messenger RNA from Notolabrus celidotus (New Zealand spotty), 3564 nucleotides. It is a transcript of the gene mrps31, whose product is annotated as mitochondrial ribosomal protein S31. Bases 83 to 2707 code for a protein of 874 amino acids. Gene Ontology annotation, molecular function: structural constituent of ribosome. The record is from RefSeq and is a predicted model, not a curated record. The transcript is spliced from 7 exons. NCBI's taxonomy places the organism in Eukaryota, Metazoa, Chordata, Actinopteri, Labriformes, Labridae. Gene Ontology annotation, cellular component: mitochondrial small ribosomal subunit.